Adineta ricciae is the source of this 3906-nucleotide messenger RNA. Lineage: Eukaryota; Metazoa; Rotifera; Eurotatoria; Adinetida; Adinetidae. The record is from the annotation of a GenBank genome assembly.
AUGGCAACAAUAACUAAAAUUGGUAAUCAAUUCUUUGUGUCUGGUAGCACAAUCGAAGGUGCUGCAUAUGCACGUCAUUUUGCUCAACAAUCAAUACAAGAUUUGGACAUGAUGUUAGUAGAAGGGAGAAUAAUCUCACCAUCUUGUAUUCUUAAAUUAAAAGAUGCCGUAGGAUUCGUUCAAGUUAAAUAUGACGAGAAUUAUAUUCAGCUAUCCAGUCACACACCUUUUUCAACGAAGUCAAAUCAAAACGGAAUAUUAUGUAUUAAUGGUUUGAAGAUGAAAGAAAAGUAUUGUGGAACAGAAUCGAUUUACUUUCUUCCAACCUCCACGAUUAUAACUACGGGUCAAACGGCGAUCAAUUCAGCAAGUGCAGAAGUCAAAUUUAAAUGUAAUUCAUCAUCAAUUACACUCGAUGAACAAUUUGAAAAUAUAUUAAAUUCCAUUCGACGAAUAAAAGCACAAGAGCAUAUCGAAUGUCUACAAUCAAAAUAUAUCUUAGUCUGUAAUACCUUUCUAAGGUCACUAUCACAAUUUGCACUACCUCUAAUAAGUACAAUUGCCGAAGCAGAAAAUCUGAAUUUACAAACAUUUAAAGAUCUUAUUAGUUUAACAUCACCUAUAUAUAAUAUACAAAUGCCACAAGUAAUUAAAGUUCGAUUAAAUGAUUUACUUGAAUUCUAUGAGAAAUAUAAGCAUCUUGGAAAUGAAUCUUUCUUGAAAGAGUACAUUGAAUAUGGACAAUUAUGUAUUAAUAAUGAAGCUGAUUUCGUUCCAGCUUUACAACUUGAUUUUUGGCCAGAUGAUAUUCAAUCGUUUCUGGAAAGAAUUCAUCGGCAUCGUCCACAAUUGUAUCAAUUAAUCAUUGAUACAACUUCAAUGCAUUUAAUACCAAAAUGGUCCGAAAAAACAGCAAAAAUCGAUGAAGAACUGGAAUUUCGAUAUUCAUUUUCUGAGAUCGAACGUACAUUAGCAAUGAAUCGUACACGAGUAGAACAAAUUCUCAAUGGCGUUGCAAGAAGUAUCUAUUAUAAAUAUUUAAAACAUCGAUCAUUAAUUCCAUCCUAUUUGAUCAAAACGACUGUAUUGUGGAUGUGUGAAUUAAGAAAUCUUAAUGAUCAAUUUACAGAUGAAGAUGACGAUCGAACUAUUGCUCUUGUCUUAGCUGAACAAUGGCUUGUAUAUGUUAAAGAGAUAUUAUCGAAUGGUGUCUGUAAACAUUAUUUUAUCGAUGAAAUGAAUCUCUUAGGAUCAUGUUCAACAGAAGCAUUACAAACCGCAAUAGAUAUUCUUGAACAUGGGGUGGAUUUGGAUGCUGAUGAGAAAAUUAAUAUAUUUAUUGAACAGAAGAAUUUGCUUAAUCAACAUCGACAUACAAUGGAGAAUUGGUUUGGUAAUAUGAAAGUGAAAGAUAUUUUAGAUGCAAUGAAUGAAUAUAAACUAUUGAAAGAGAACUGGUUAUGUCCAUCAAGAGAUUUUCAAGAUAAUGGCAGUGCCAUAGACUGUUUACAUGUUUUAAAUCUAUUACGAACAUUGGAUGGUCCUUAUCAACAAAAUUGGUCGACAUUUAAACGUUUAUUUCUGGAUACGAAUGAGACGAAUUGGUUGCCGUGUCUUUGGGGUGAAGCAGUUGAUGAUUGUUCACCAUCAGAUUUUGUUGAUAGUCUAGUUGGAUUAGGCAACAUGUUAAGUCAAAUUCAAACUGCUAUGGAAAAAGAAGAUUUCGAUGGAACAAUUAAUAUGGCGAUGAAUCAACAUGAAUUUUCUGGUGUACAGAAUAUUUUAAACGAUUUAAUUAAACCAUCGAAUAUGGUUCACAAUAAUUUAAUGACAUCCUGGUUACCAAUGUUGAUAGAGACAUAUUUCAAUGAAUUAUCAACGAGUACACUGUUCAAUGCUCGUGCACCAUUUCAACAUCGUUCCAUCAUUGAUAAUCAUCCUAAUGGACCACUUAGUAAUCUUUUAAAAAAUCUUUCAUUACCAUCGGAAUGGAAUUCAUCAAUGCGACAACCGUUUCUACAAUAUGGUCAACAUGUUUCAAACAAUUUUUUCGAUUUAUUAAAUAACGCUCCAGAUCAUGAUAUGACAAUUAAUGAUUUGAUUAAAUAUUAUGAACCACCAUUACAAACAAGUUCACAGUCUGUAACAACAUCAUCUAUUCCAAAACAAAUCAUUUCUCACGCAACAAAUUCCUCAUCAAUUAACAAAGAAGAGUUUACCUUAGUUAUUUUCGAUCCUGAUUUUGAUAUAAAAACUAUUGAAGAAGAUCAGUAUCGUUCAAUUAAUGAUUAUGUCUUAUUUUAUGCUGAAAAAUCUCAAUUACUUUCCUCUAUUCAAUCAAUCAAUGAAGAAAAAAUUCUUAUUAUUAUUUUUGAUCAAAUAUUCGAUCGAAACUUUCUUGAUCAAUUACAAAAUUUGAAUCAAGUCGAUUCAAUUUCUAUUUAUUCUAUUCAAGGAAAUUAUGAUGAGUCCAUCAAAAAUGAUUAUUCAAAACUUAUUGAUAUAUAUACAGAUAAAUUACUUUUAUUUGAACAACUACGAAUGAGAAUUAAACAACUAUCAACAUUAAUAUUUGGUUUUCAUAAUGUCGAACGAAUUUGUCCAACAUUUGAAAAAUUCUCCAAAGACAAUGGAAUCUUUUUUUGGAAUUUAUUAUUGAAAGAUUAUUUGAUGAUCAAUUCAUCUGCAGAUCAGAGUUUGUUAGUGGAAAAGUGUCGAGAAUAUUAUCGAGGAAACGCAGAUGAAAUGGAAAAUAUCGAACUAUUUGAAAAAACAUAUCGAUCAGAAAAUGCAUUCGAAUGGUAUUUAAAACAUUGUUUUCUUUCAAAACAAUUGAAUAAAGCAUUUCGAACUGCGGAUGUCGAACAAUUGAAAUUAUUUCGGUUUUUUAUUGAUGAUCUUUGUUCGAAUAUCAAAUCAACGAAUAUAGUUCAUCGUACAGUUAUUUUAUCUUUAGAUCAAUACGAAAUGUUGUUAAAAAACAUCGGACAAUUAAUGACAUUCAGUGGACUUUUAAUCAAUGAUACUAUAGAAACUGAAACAAUAUACAGUUCGAGUAAAACACAAGUUAUUGUUAAGUUUGAAGUAAAAAAUAUGAAUUCCAUUGAUUUAAAUAAUAUAUUUCAAUUGAAUUCAUUUGAAUUUGAUGACAAUCUUCAAUUAUGGAUCGCUCAUUUAAUGAUGAUCGAUAAUGGAAAUGAAAUUAAACAACAGUAUCUUUCGAUAAAACAACAAACAAUGGAAAAAAUGACAUUAUCAAUUAUAAUGGGUGAUUUGUUAUUCACCUUUCAGAAUUUAUCAAAAGUUCAAAAAUAUUUUGAAAAUCUACAAAAUGAAGAUGAUGCGCUAAUCUAUAAUUACUAUGGAAACAUAAAUUAUCUCAAAGGUGAAUAUGAUUUGGCAUUAGAAAAUUUUCAAAUAUCAUACGAAUUAAUGAUAAGUGAUGAACGUAUAAAAGAUACGGCAUUUCUUCUACAUGAUAUUGGAUAUGUUUAUGAUAUGAAAAAAGAUUAUAAGGAAGCAUAUGAUUAUCAUAUGAGAGCAUUAGAAAUUAGACAAAUAUAUUCUUCGGAAGACGAUAUACAAAUUGGUAUUAGUUUAUAUAAUAUUGGACGAACAUUAGUUACUAUGAAUAAUCAUGAUCAAGCGUUAAUUUAUCAUCAAAAAGCAUUAAAUAUAUGGGAGAAAAAAUUACCAUUCAAUCAUCAUUUAAUAGCACAAAGUUUACAUAGUCAUGGAGUUGUUUAUUUCAAUAAACGAGAUUAUACACAAGCAUCAUAUUAUUAUAAAAAAGCAUUGGAUUUGUAUGAGAAAAUAACACCUCGUGAUGAACAUGGUAUUCUUAUGAUUAAAAAUAUUUUAGAACAAAUUCAAGAUCUUACUGCUCAACAAUUAAUCACAUCAUAA